AGUAAAUCGGUUUAGACUUGUGAUCUGCUUGUUUGUUGAAUUGAACGAAAAGAAAAUGCGUUUCUUACUAUUGGUGGCUUUGCUUUCUACAUUCCUAGCAACGGUCUGGUGCAUCAAAUGCUACGAAUGUGAUUCCAUGACCCAACCACAGUGCAAUGAAUACUUUUCCCCUAAAGAGAUUGAGGAAAGCGAUUGCGGUGAGGAUGAUAUGCCGGAAUAUAUAAAGAAAUUAGGAAUACCUAUUGAGGCCACAGGUUGUCUGACCAAAAUACAUGAAGGAAUUGAAGGUCAGCGCUAUUUCAUUCGUCGUUCCUGCUAUUUUGGCAGUGUGGAUAACACAAAAGAGGCAUGCGAGAUGGAUGAUCCCUAUUUGCCUUAUGCUGAUUUGAUUGAUUGUCAAGUUUGCACCGAGGAUCUUUGCAACACAGAUGCAGGCCAGCAGAGUUUGCCCUCCUUUUAUACUAUUGCAGCUUUUGUGGUCGCCUUGAUUUUAUCACGCUUGUGGUAGAAACACAACAUUUUCUUAUUUCUUUACAAAAAAAAAUAAGUUUUAGUAAAAAGGUUUUCAAUAAAAGAAAUAAUUAAGUGUG
Messenger RNA from Stomoxys calcitrans (stable fly), 590 nucleotides. RefSeq lists its product as uncharacterized. NCBI's taxonomy places the organism in Eukaryota, Metazoa, Arthropoda, Insecta, Diptera, Muscidae. The transcript has 3 exons. Bases 56 to 508 code for a protein of 150 amino acids. Gene Ontology annotation, biological process: positive regulation of voltage-gated potassium channel activity; regulation of synaptic transmission, cholinergic; sleep. The record is from RefSeq and is a predicted model, not a curated record.